AUGGACGGCGUCUCGUCUCCGGGGCUCGCCCGCGCCAGCUCUCUCCGCGCGACCACUGGCAAAAACAUCUACAACUUUGAGCUCGUCAAAAAGGUCCGCUCCGAUCUCAGCGCGCCCUCGUCCGCAGCCGCAGCCGUCACGCCAGGAUCAAACUCCGGUCCGUCCGAUGCUCUCAAAGAACGUCGUCGUCAGCGAGCGUUCCGGUUAUCACUCUCUAUCCCUCGCGCUCCUCCUCCGCCUCCUCCCGAGGUCACCACUCCUAUCACUGAGGAUGCUUCUUCCGUCGCUCCCGAUCUCUUUGUCUCUCCCAAAAUGCCGACCAAGCCUGCGCGCGACUCGGUCUUUUUCGACGAGGCCGCCGACAACUUUCUCACUCUGUUAGCUGCCAAGGAACGCCGUGUUCUCGAGCUCCGCUCUGAGCUCGCGAGCGCAGAAGCCGACCUCCAACAGCUCCAGCAGCAGUACUCGGCCCACGAAGAGCGUCCCCGACGCGCAGCGCCAGUGCCACUUCUUCAGCAGCCUUUUGCGAACGCGCUUCACGGCCACCAUUCCAGUCAGCCUUACUCCGCCAUGGCGGCCGCGACCACUGCCGCUUCACAUGUUAACGCCCAUGUCCGUGCGCGCUCGUCGCUCGACCGUCAGAGCAUCACCUCUGCCUCGAGCUCAACAAGCAGCACCACAACCACAAUCACCAACGACGGCAAUCAAACCAAGGCCGCCGGCGCAGGCCGCAUGCUCAACGGCUCGUUCCCGUUCCCGAGUCCGCCCAAGACGGCCCCGUCAGGUCGUCCGCUCGCGCCGCCGCGUACUUCGUCGCUCGCAGAUAAGCCCGCCGGCGACCGGGCGCAGCCAAAUCCGCUGUCGUCUAGUCCCGCGCCGAUCGACGACCUGCCGUACCUGAUGCACAACGACGAGUUUGAGUACGACGACGAGUCGCGGAAUAAUCCCAACGUGCCGAUUCGCGCCGAGGAGGUGAUUGUCAUGGGCAAGAAGAUUGCCGAGGGCAUCAACUCGCACUUUUGGAACUUUUACAACGACAUCAAGGCCGCUGCCGUUGGUGAAGAAUUGCUCGGAGCGCCUUCUCGGCGCAGCGGCGCAAACGGAUCACCUGUCCGGGAUUAUCAGCAGGCGGGAAUGGGUUCAUCUGCUGCCGCGAACGGGAAAUCAAAGAUGCUCGAGCGUGGAUCAAGUGCGGCGCCAGCCAACCAAAUCAAUUGGCAGCACUCCCGCUCGUCGACCUACGACUCACACGAUAGCGCGAACGAUUACAUCGACGAGGACGAGGGUCAAUCCGAUGAUGACGACAACCACAGCACCCCGACACGGGUGUCGGAUUCACCACCUAUACGGCACAUCUCGAGCUUUGUGAACUCCCCCGUGCUGUCAGAGCCGCUGGGAAUUGACUCGGCUGAAUUCCGAGGCUCGCCCCAGUCAAAGCAUGGUCACAGCAUGCGCAGCCACCCGCUUCGCCGCACUCUUACCGAACAGCAGCAGCAGCAGUUGCAACAACAACAACAACAACAACCACAGCAGCAGCAACUGUCAGCAGGGGAGUACAACGGCUACAGCGUGCUGCGCGAGACGCCAGCUGCUGUGUCGUCCACGUCGCUGAUCGAUCUUGAGUCCUCCGAAGACGAAUCACAUACGUCUGCGCCGCCGUCUCUCACCAACACCGUGCAGUCCCGGAUCUCGACGACGGAACCUAGCAAGCGCUACAGCGUUUACAACAUGGACUUUGAUCUCGCGGCUGCCACGGCUGCCGCAGGUAACGGGACGGCGGCCAGCAGUCGGAGUAGUAGCAGAAGCCGAGGAUCGUCACUCUUUCAGUGA
This is a messenger RNA of Myxozyma melibiosi, 1830 nucleotides long. RefSeq lists its product as uncharacterized. Bases 1 to 1830 code for a protein of 609 amino acids. The record is from RefSeq and is a predicted model, not a curated record. NCBI's taxonomy places the organism in Eukaryota, Fungi, Ascomycota, Lipomycetes, Lipomycetales, Lipomycetaceae. The transcript has 2 exons.